Messenger RNA from Halteromyces radiatus, 1635 nucleotides. Its product is annotated as RuvB-like 2. The transcript is spliced from 10 exons. Gene Ontology annotation, cellular component: Swr1 complex; Ino80 complex; NuA4 histone acetyltransferase complex. The coding region runs from base 72 to 1466 and encodes 464 amino acids. Lineage: Eukaryota; Fungi; Mucoromycota; Mucoromycetes; Mucorales; Cunninghamellaceae. Gene Ontology annotation, biological process: regulation of transcription by RNA polymerase II; box C/D snoRNP assembly; chromatin remodeling. Gene Ontology annotation, molecular function: ATP hydrolysis activity; ATP binding; DNA helicase activity. The record is from RefSeq and is a predicted model, not a curated record.
UUUUUUGUUUCUUCCCUUUUUUUUUUUUUUCUUUUCUUCUUCCUUUAUACAAUUAUACUUAUUUUUAUAUAAUGUCUGGAUCCAUCGUGACAAAUACAGAAACCAAAGACCUUUUACGAAUGGAACGCGUUGGGGCUCAUUCACAUAUUCGAGGUUUAGGUUUAGACGAUGCGUUGGAACCUCGACAAACUUCACAAGGAAUGGUUGGACAAUUGAAGGCUCGUAAAGCAGCUGGUGUGAUUGUUAAGAUGAUUUCUGCAGGAAAGAUUGCUGGUCGGGCUGUAUUGAUUGCUGGUCCUCCUUCUACUGGUAAAACUGCCAUUGCUAUGGGUAUGGCUCAAGGAUUGGGAACUGACGUGCCUUUUACCAUGUUGGCUGCUUCAGAAAUCUUUUCUCUUGAAAUGUCAAAAACUGAAGCUUUGACUCAAGCUUUCCGUCGCUCUAUUGGUGUGCGUAUUAAAGAAGAAUCCGAAAUCAUUGAAGGUGAAGUAGUGGAAAUUCAGGUGGAUCGUUCAAUGACUGGUGGAUCAAAAACUGGAAAAUUGACGGUGAAAACCACGGAUAUGGAAACCAUUUAUGAUCUUGGCAAUAAAAUGAUUGAUUCAUUAAACAAGGAAAAAGUGAUGGCAGGUGAUGUCAUUGCUAUCGAUAAAGCUUCUGGACGUAUUACAAGAUUGGGCCGCUCAUUCACUCGUGCUAGAGAUUAUGAUGCUAUGGGAUCAGAUGUCAAGUUUGUUCAAUGUCCUGAAGGUGAAUUACAAAAACGAAAAGAAGUGGUUCAUACAGUUUCUCUGCACGAAAUUGAUGUGAUCAACAGUCGGUCGCAAGGAUUCUUGGCUUUAUUCUCAGGUGAUACGGGUGAAAUCAAGGCAGAAGUACGUGACCAAAUCAACAGCAAAGUUUCAGAAUGGAGAGAAGAAGGCAAGGCUGAAAUUGUUCCCGGUGUCCUAUUUAUUGAUGAAGUUCACAUGCUUGAUAUUGAAUGUUUCUCCUUCUUAAAUCGAGCUUUGGAAGAUGAUAUGGCUCCUGUAGUGAUCAUGGCUACCAAUCGUGGUAUUACCAAUAUCCGUGGCACAAAAUACAAAUCUCCUCAUGGUAUCCCUGUAGAUUUAUUGGAUCGUUUACUAAUCAUCUCAACAAAGGCUUAUGAAGAAAAGGAAAUCAGUGAAAUUUUGACUAUCAGAUGUCAAGAAGAAGAUGUAGAUAUGACAGAAGAAGCCAAAGAUCUCUUGACGAAGAUUGGUGUGGAAACCUCAUUACGUUACUCUAUUCAUUUGAUUACAGCAGCAAACCUUGUAGCAAGGAAGAGAAAGGCACCUGCUGUAGAUGUACAGGAUAUCAAACGCGUAUACAUGCUAUUCUUGGAUGAAAAACGAUCUGUACAAGCCAUGAAGGAUUAUCAAGACCAAUACAUGUUUAAUGAAAACGAAGGAGGUAUGGCUAUCGAUACACCAAUGGAGUUGUAGGUUAUAUGUGCAUUUAUCAUUUUUUUUAUCAUAUUAUCAUUUUUUCCUCCCUACCAUUCCCAUUAUCGUUUUUUAUUUUUAUUAUUAUUACUUUACAUCAUAGCUUCUUCACCAUUUUAUUGACAAUUUGACCUUCUUUGUAGUUGCCUUUUUUUUUUUUAAAAAAAAA